This is a messenger RNA of Hippopotamus amphibius kiboko, 4404 nucleotides long. RefSeq names its product antigen WC1.1-like. The coding region runs from base 7 to 4404 and encodes 1465 amino acids. The record is from RefSeq and is a predicted model, not a curated record. Lineage: Eukaryota; Metazoa; Chordata; Mammalia; Artiodactyla; Hippopotamidae. Gene Ontology annotation, cellular component: membrane. The transcript has 21 exons.
GUCAGGAUGGCUCAGAACAGACACCUCUCCCUUCAGGGACUCUGUUUCCUCCUCCUCAGCACUGUGUUGAGGGGUCAAGCUCUGGAGCUGAGGCUGAAGGAUGGAGGCCACCGCUGUGAGGGGAGAGUGGAAGUGAAGCAUCAAGGAGAAUGGGGCACAGUGUUUGACUUCAACUGGAUCUUGGAGGAUGUAGCUGUGGUGUGCAGACAGCUGCAGUGUGGAGCUGCCGUUGAUGCUCCCCGAAGGGCUUAUUUUGGACCAGGGGUUGGCCCCAUUUGGCUUCGGUAUGCUUCAUGUAAAGGGACAGAGUCAGCUGUUAGGUACUGUAGGCAUUCUGAUAUCAUAGACUAUCGUGAUUAUAGUCUUUCCCAUGACUGGGAUGCUGGAGCAGUCUGCUCAGGGUUUGUGAGUCUAGCUGAGGGGGAUGGACCCUGUUCUGGGCGAGUAGAAGUGCAUUCUGGAGAAGCCUGGACCCCAGUGUCUGAUGGGAACUUUACACUCCUCACUGCCCAGGUCAUCUGUGCAGAGCUGGGAUGCGGCAAGGCUGUGUCUGUCCUGGGACUUGUGCCCUUCAGAGAGUCAGAUGGCCAGGUCUGGGCUGAAGAGUUCAGGUGUGAAGGGGAGGAGCCUGAGCUCUGGUCCUGCCCCAGAGUGCCCUGUCCAGGGGACACUUGUCAUCACAGUGGAGCUGUUCACCUUGUCUGUUCAGUGUAUGCAGAUGUCCGGCUCAUGAGAAAUGGCACCUCUCAGUGUGAGGGGCAAGUGGAGGUGAAUAUUUCUGGACGAUGGAGAGCACUCUGUGCCUCCCAGUGGAGUCUGGCCAAUGCCAAUGUUGUCUGUCGUCAGCUCGGCUGUGGAGUCGCCAUCUCUACUCCUAGAGGACCACACUUUGUGGAAGGAAGUGACCAAAUCUCAACAGCCCGAUUUCACUGCUCAGGGGCUGAGUCCUUCCUGUGGAGUUGCCCUGUGACUGCCCUGGGUGGUCCUGACUGUACCCAUGGAAACACAGCCUCUGUGAUCUGCUCAGAAAACCAGACUCAGGUGAAGCGCCAGUGUAAUGACUUCGAGUCUGAACCAGCAGUUUCCGCAGCCUCAGAGGAGAGCCCCGCCAACUGCUCAGACAGCAGACAGCUCCGCCUGGUGGACGGGGAUGGUCACUGCGCCGGGAGAGUGGAGAUCCUUCACCAGGGCUCCUGGGGCACCAUCUGUGAUGAUGGCUGGGACCUGGACGAUGCCCACGUGGUGUGCAGGCAGCUGGGCUGUGGAGAAGCCCUCAAUGCCACGGUGUCUGCUCACUUCGGAGAGGGAUCAGGGCCCAUCUGGCUGGACGACCUGAAUUGCACAGGAGAGGAGUCCCACGUGUGGAAGUGCCCUUCCCAGGGCUGGGGGCGGCACAACUGCAGACACAAGCAGGACGCAGGGGUCAUCUGCUCAGAGUUCCUGGCCCUCAGGAUGGUGAGCGAGGACCAGGAGUGUGCUGGGUGGCUGGAAGUUUUCUACAACGGGACUUGGGGCAGUGUCUGCCACAGCCCCAUGGAAGACAUCACUGUGUCCAUCAUCUGCAGACAACUUGGCUGUGGGGACAGUGGAACCCUCAACUCUUCUGUUGCUCUUAGGGAAGGUUCUAGACCCCGGUGGGUAGAUGAAAUCCAGUGCCGGAAAACUGAUACCUCUCUCUGGCAGUGUCCUUCUGACCCUUGGAAAUACAGUUCGUGCUCUUCAAGGGAGGAAGCCUAUAUCUCCUGUGCAGACAGCAGACAAGUCCGCCUGGUGGACGGGGGCAGUCGCUGCGCCGGGAGAGUGGAGAUCCUUCACCAGGGCUCCUGGGGCACCAUCUGUGAUGAUGGCUGGGACCUGGACGAUGCCCACGUGGUGUGCAGGCAGCUGGGCUGUGGAGAAGCCCUCAAUGCCAUGAUGUCUGCUCACUUCGGGGAGGGAUCAGGGCCCAUCUGGCUGGAUGACCGGAACUGCACAGGAAAUGAGUCCCACGUAUGGAGGUGCCCUUCCCGGGGCUGGGGGCAGCACAACUGCGGGCAUGACGAGGAUGCAGGAGUCAUCUGCUCAGGGUUUGUGCAUCUGGUUGGAGGGGGUGGACCCUGCUCAGGGCAGGUAGAAGUGCAUUCUGGAGAAGACUGGAUUCCAGUGUCUGAUGGGAAUUUUACACUCCCCACUGCCCAGGUCAUCUGUGCAGAGCUGGGAUGCGGCAAGGCAGUGUCUGUCCUGGGACACAUGCCUUUCAGAGCAUUAGAGGGCCGGGUCUGGGCUGAAGAGUUCAGGUGUGAAGGGGAGGAGCCUGAGCUCUGGUCCUGCCCCAGAGUGCCCUGUCCAGGGGGCACUUGUCAUCACAGUGGAGCUGUUCACCUUGUCUGUUCAGUGUAUGCAGAUGUCCGGCUCAUGAGAAAUGGCACCUCUCAGUGUGAGGGGCAAGUGGAGGUGAAUAUUUCUGGACGAUGGAGAGCGCUCUGUGCCUCCCAGUGGAGUCUGGCCAAUGCCAAUGUUGUCUGUCGUCAGCUCGGCUGUGGAGUCGCCAUCUCUACUCCUAGAGGACCACACUUUGUGGAAGGAAGUGAUCAGAUCUCAACAGCCCGAUUUCACUGCUCAGGGGCUGAGUCCUUCCUGUGGAGUUGCCCUGUGACUGCCCUGGGUGUUCCUGACUGUACCCAUGGAAACACAGCCUCUGUGAUCUGCUCAGGAAACCAGACCCAGGUGCUGCCCCAGUGCAACCACUCCCUGUCUGAACCAGCAGGCUCUGCAGCCUCAGAGGAGAGCCCCACCAACUGCUCAGACAGCAGACAGCUCCGCCUGGUGGACGGGGGCAGUCACUGCGCCGGGAGAGUGGAGAUCCUUCACCAGGGCUCCUGGGGCACCAUCUGUGAUGAUGGCUGGGACCUGGACGAUGCCCACGUGGUGUGCAGGCAGCUGGGCUGUGGAGAAGCCCUCAAUGCUACGGGGUCUGCUCACUUCGGGAAGGGAUCAGGGCCCAUCUGGCUGGAUGAACUAAACUGCACAGGAAAGGAGUCCCACGUGUGGAGGUGCCCUUCCCGGGGCUGGGGGCGGCACGACUGCAGACACAAGGAGGAUGCGGGGGUCAUCUGCUCAGAGUUCCUGGCCCUCAGGAUGGUGAGCGAGGACCAGGAGUGUGCUGGGUGGCUGGAAGUUUUCUACAACGGGACCUGGGGCAGUGUCUGCCGCAGCCCCAUGGAAGACAUCACCUUGUCCAUCAUCUGCAGACAGCUUGGCUGUGGGGACAGAGGAACCCUCAACUCUUCUGUUGCUCUUAGGGAAGGUUCUAGACCCCGGUGGGUAGAUGGAAUCCAGUGUCGGAAAACUGAUGCCUCUCUCUGGCAGUGUCCUUCUGAUCCUUGGAAAUACAGUUCAUGCUCUUCAAAGCAGGAAGCCUAUAUCUUGUGUGCAGGAAGGAGACCUAAGAGCUGUCCAACUGCGGCCCCCUGCACAGAAAAAGACAAGAUCCGACUCAGGGGAGGAGACAGCGUGUGCUCAGGGCGGGUGGAGGUCUGGCACAGCGGCUCCUGGGGCACAGUGUGUGAUGACUCCUGGAGCCUGGCAGAGGCCGAGGUGGUGUGUCAGCAGCUGGGCUGUGGCCAUGCCCUGGAAGCCGUGCGGGACGCGGCAUUUGGCCCUGGAAAUGGGAGCAUCUGGCUGGACGAGGUGCAGUGCGGGGGCCGGGAGUCCUCCCUGUGGGACUGUGCUGCGGAGCCCUGGGGGCAGAGCGACUGCAAGCACGAGGAGGAUGCUGGUGUGAGGUGCUCUGGUGGAAGAACAACUUUGCCCCCCACUCGAGCAGGGACCAGACCAGGCUCAAAUCCUGUUCUUGGCAUCUUCUCCCUACCUGGGAUCCUCUGCCUUAUCCUGGGGGCUCUUCUCUUCCUGGUCCUCAUCAUCCUGGUGACUCAGCUGCUGAGAUGGAGAGCAGAGCGCAGAGCCUUAUCCAGUGUAGAAGAUGCUCUUGCUGAGGCCGUGUACGAGGAGCUUGAUUACCUUGUGACAGCAAAGGAGGAUCUUCUGGGCAACACAGGGUUCCCAUCAGAUGACUCAGUGACUGAACUGCCACAUUACACUGGGGACAGUGAGGACCACGGUGACUAUAGAUCUGCUGCAGAUGACAGGACUGAUGCCCCUGGUGAAGGUUACGAUGAUGCUGAAGAGGUGCCAGUGCCUGGGGCUCCUCCCGCCCCCCAGGGAAUCGAGGGGGAAGUGCCCCCAGUGAAGGAGAAUGGGGUGAGGGCCUCUCAGGCAGGCUCUUCUCUGCGCUUCUCUAGAGAGGCGGCUGAUCCUGGGAGAGGAGAAGAGAGCCUCCGGCUGCUCCAGGGGGAGAGGGGGGACGCUGGGUAUGAUGACGUUGAACCAAGUGCCCCUGAAACAGCCAUGGUGGCUUUCCCAUGA